Molecule: messenger RNA, 1776 nt
Organism: Cinara cedri
Lineage: Eukaryota; Metazoa; Arthropoda; Insecta; Hemiptera; Aphididae
Source: the annotation of a GenBank genome assembly
AUGCAACGUUCUUUUGGGUUGGGUGAAUUCUAUGAACCUUUAAUCAUUGCGGAAAAAAGAAUUUGUCCAGCCAAACAGCGAAAAAAAAUCUCUAAAAAAAAUUCUCAAGAACCUACCGAUUAUUUUAAUCUUCCUGGCAUUAACUUACUUUCCAAAGGUCGAGAGCUAGUAGAAAAGAGAAAAUUAGAUGAAGCAGAGGGCGGUCAAACCUUAGCCCUAUUAGAAAAAGUUCUCAAUGAUUUUGGUAUUCAGGGGCAAGUUAUCAAUAUCUGCUAUGGACCAGUAGUAACUUUAUAUAAAUUUGAACCACAAGCUGGAACAAAAUCUGCAAGAGUAAUCGGUCUUGCUGAUGAUAUUGCGCGGUCAAUGAGUGCACUUUCAGCUCGCAUCUCAAUAAUUCGCGGGCAAAACGCUAUGGGAAUAGAGUUGCCUAAUAAGGAAAGAGAAAUAGUAAUGUUGCGUGAUUUACUUGAAUCAUCUGAAUAUCAAAAUUCAAAACUAAAUCUUCCCAUAGCCCUUGGCAAGGAGAUAAGCGGCAAACCCGUUAUUGCAGAUUUAACAAAAAUGCCUCACUUGCUUGUUGCAGGUACCACGGGAUCAGGUAAGUCAGUGGCAAUUAAUACUAUGAUUCUUUCACUGGUGUAUAGAUUAAGUCCCGAUGAAUGCAAGAUGAUAAUGAUAGACCCUAAGAUGCUAGAACUUUCCAUAUAUGAUUCAAUACCGCACUUAAUUGCACCAGUAGUUACAGAGCCAAAAAAAGCUAUCAUUGCACUCAAGUGGGUGGUAAAAGAAAUGGAGAAUCGCUACCGCAUGAUGUCAUACUUAAACGUGCGUAAUAUGGUAAAUUACAAUCAAAAAAUCACAGAAGCUAUGGGCAAUGGAGUAGAACUGAAACGUCUUGUACAGAUUGGUUUUAACUCAACAACAGGUAAACCUAUAUUUGAGAAGGUAGUGGUGAAUAUGGAAACUUUUCCUUAUAUUGUAGUAAUUGUUGAUGAAAUGGCGGACUUGAUGAUUGUUGCCGGCAAGGAGAUAGAGUGCUCUAUUCAACGUUUAGCUCAAAUGGCCCGUGCUGCAGGGAUACAUAUAAUAAUGGCAACUCAACGUCCGUCUGUUGAUGUUAUAACUGGUGUGAUAAAAGCAAAUUUUCCAACUAGAAUUAGUUUUUCGGUUACUUCUAAGAUAGAUAGUCGUACAAUACUCGGUGAACAAGGUGCUGAGCAACUACUUGGUAUGGGUGACAUGCUGUAUAUGGCGUCUGGUGGAAAAAUCAUCAGGGUUCACGGUCCAUUUGCCAGCGAUGAAGAAGUACAAAGUGUAGUUGAAUAUCUUAAAGCACAGGGUGAGCCAAAUUAUAUGGAAGAAAUCACUAAAGAAGAUGAAAAUUUUCCAUCAGAUGGAGGUGAUGAAAUGCAAUGCGAAGAAAAUGAUCUAUAUAAUCAAGCAGUGUCUAUCAUUCAAAGAGAUCAAAAAAUUUCAACCAGUUAUAUUCAAAGGCAACUGAGAAUAGGUUAUAAUAGAGCGGCAAAUAUUGUUGAGAGAAUGGAAAAAGAAGGAAUAGUUAGCCCACCAAAUCAUGCCGGAAAAAGGGAGAUAUUACACACAUGAUAGGCUCCGUCAAGACCGGUUUGUGGUAAUAGGAAGGAGUAUAUCGAUAACAAAACUGCAAUCGAUAUACAUGCAAUUAAAUACUCUUAUUUCUCCUGCCUGAAAUAUGCUAUUCCUCCAUCAAUAGAGUUAAAAAUAUUGCAGUAAUUAAAAAGAGAUCAUACAAUG